AUGAAGGUCUCCAUCCCUCUCUUCUUCGUCCUCACCGACUUCGCUACCGUCCUCGCCGCUCCCUUCGGCGGAGAAUUCGCCCGUGAUGCAGCUGUCAUUGACAUCACCACUCGCGACGCUAAGGGAGGCAAUGUCUUCGCUCGUCAACCCUUCGGCGGAGAAUUCGCCCGCGAAACUCCUGUCACCAUCGACGCUCGCGAGCCUACCGGAGAAUUCGCCCGCGACGAACGCCAUCUCGCUGCAGCUUCGACUGAUCACGCGAAUGUGCUAGCCUGGGAUUGCAAGGCCUCGGCAUCGAGGCACUCUUGA
Dissoconium aciculare CBS 342.82 is the source of this 309-nucleotide messenger RNA. RefSeq lists its product as uncharacterized. The transcript has 2 exons. The record is from RefSeq and is a predicted model, not a curated record. Bases 1 to 309 code for a protein of 102 amino acids. Lineage: Eukaryota; Fungi; Ascomycota; Dothideomycetes; Mycosphaerellales; Dissoconiaceae.